AUGGUCUUAUGCAUUCCCUGGCUCUACAUCAGUUUGGUCGGUCGCACCAUCGUCUGGGCCAUCACUUGCGGCCACUACGGCUUCGGCUACAUGGUCAGAACUGAGCUUGGGGAACCCAACCCGCGUUCUGCAUUCAGGGCCCUCCGUCAAGGCUUCGGCCGGGUCCGCAACAUCUUCAAAUCCGACACGCACUCUGACCAUUCCAAUCGCCGUGCCUCCAUCGACCUCGAAGCUCGAGAUGACCUCCAUCAUGAUAUCCAAGAUGAUAUCCGCGAUGAUCUCCAACCCGCUGCGAGGAGGAACACAUAUCAUCAAGCCCUGGCUCAAAUUGCGCAAAACAACCCUCGUGGCAAUGGCGAUGUCAUCGAACUGAACACAAUUUCGACCGUUCGCCAGGAUAAUGAUGGGGACAACUUGACCUCUGAGGCAAGGAAGACGGCUGAGGCGGAGGCCAAUACUUAA
Messenger RNA from Diplodia corticola, 462 nucleotides. RefSeq lists its product as uncharacterized. The record is from RefSeq and is a predicted model, not a curated record. The transcript has 2 exons. NCBI's taxonomy places the organism in Eukaryota, Fungi, Ascomycota, Dothideomycetes, Botryosphaeriales, Botryosphaeriaceae. Bases 1 to 462 code for a protein of 153 amino acids.